Cynoglossus semilaevis (tongue sole) is the source of this 3759-nucleotide messenger RNA. It is a transcript of the gene heg1, whose product is annotated as heart development protein with EGF-like domains 1. Gene Ontology annotation, molecular function: calcium ion binding. Lineage: Eukaryota; Metazoa; Chordata; Actinopteri; Pleuronectiformes; Cynoglossidae. The coding region runs from base 748 to 3729 and encodes 993 amino acids. The transcript has 14 exons. The record is from RefSeq and is a predicted model, not a curated record. Gene Ontology annotation, biological process: heart development.
GAUAUAUGUGUUGUGUACUGUACAUGUUUGUUCUUAUUUUCGGACAUUUUGACUUAACAAGUAGCUGGCCUCCCGGAACAUUUAAGGUUUUAUUUAUUUAUUUUGAAAGAACAGGGUAAUCGUUGGAGUACAUUUUGGAAUUAAGAUUGGAUUUUUAUAAGGUAUCAUAGCGGGAACGUAUGUGUGUGAUAUAUAUGUUAGCUUAGCUGCACUUGUGGGGACAGUGUUUUGGGUAAAAAUAACUCUUUAUGGGAUUUGGGGGGCUCUAUUUUCUUGUGGUUUUUGCCAUAGGACCCCCACAUAGUGAGAGGGUAUUUGGGGUUUUAUGUGUAGUUUGGCGUUUUAGUUAGGAUUGGAGUCAAAUUAAGGAUUAGCAUUAAGCAUAUAUUUGGAAGAGCUAAAACUUAAAGCAGCCAGGGAGUGCAUUAUGUCUGAGUGAAGUUUCCGCGGAACACACACAGACAGACAAAAAAAAACCAAUGUCUGUCUGAGUGUGUGUGCUGGCUUGUGUGUGUAAGUGUGGGAGGAGCCCUCUCUGAUAACAGUCCCCAGUCUCCCCUCUCUUAUCUUCCGUUCCCCGCCGUCCGAGUAGCGGAUCCGAUCCGGACCUGCUUGAGGAUUUAACUAAUUCUUCUGAAAGUUCAGUGAAGGCUCAGCCGUCCCUCCCAUGGUUUCCACGGCAGGCUCACCCGACAUUGACUCGACUUUGGGGAAUCUAUCGGCGGCUGUUUUGUGGUCUUAAGAAUCAUGGAAACGUGGUCUUUGAAUCACGUCCUCGGCUGGUCUCUGUCGCUCCUGCUCUUGGCUCUGCCGCGGCCCCUCUGGGCGCAGACCCCCGGCAACGGCAGCUGGGAUCCCGCGGGAUUUUAUAAUUCAGCCGCCACGGAUGACGUGAGCAGCACGGACAACAACGCCACCUCAAGUUUAUUCUCCAGCGAGAGUUUAUCUCCAUCACAGAGGAGCCUCCUGCUCUCGCACUCUGCUGAAACACACACCACCACUGUUGGAGACUUGGACAGUGAGCAGACACAGACGUUCACAGAAACAGGCAGCAGGUCACAUGGUCCGUCUACUGAGCCACUAAUGUCCAGCCUGUAUGUAGCCACCACUGAGUCCAGCAGCAGCGUGAGCAGCAGCAGCAGUAGUAGUAGCAGUAGCAGUAGCGAUAGCAACGCCUGGACAGAUUUUAUUAAUACAGAACUGGCACCAGAUGGUCCCCAUACCUUAUCCUGGGAACCCAAAGGACACACAGAUGUCACCAGCCAGCAAAAGGAGAACCCAGUGUGGCAGAAGCUUGCAACAUCAUCAGCAUCACAGACAGACCUCCACACCGACAGCACCUAUACCUCCACCUCCAUAAGUCGAGUCGGAGAGAGGACCCUGCUGUCAGUCACUUCGUCCUCCUCUUCUUCCUCCUCCUCCUCGUCCUCCUCUUCUUCAUCCUCCUCUUCUUCCUCCACUUCAUUUUCCUCCUCCAGCAACAACACCUCCUCUGCUUUUACGAAGGACUCCAACUCCUCUCAGCCCCCUCCUGAAGACUACACCCACAGCGCCUCACCCACUGGUGGUGACAGCAGCAACACAACAGACUUGCUCAUCACCAACUCCGGAGGAACCCAGAGUUUAACUCGGCCUCCCAGCAACGCACAGAAACAGCCGACCUCCACAUCUGAGGAGAAAUCCGACUCUACGCCACCACCUCCUGUCAUGGAGCUCAGCACUGACCACUCUGACCUCUCCCUUUCAUCCACACCUCCUCUCUUGUCGACAGCAGCAGCUGGUCCUACCGAAGUCUCGGGAACAGACCGGGAUUUAAGCUCUGAUGUAAGGACUUUCACCGAGUCUUCCACUGCAGACCACAGCCUCAGCACACAGAACCAAGAGAGCACAGAGAGGCUGCCAUCCCACACACCAGAGGACAACACAGUCCAGGGUGUCACCACAGCGCCCCCUACUGUCCGUAGUGAUACUUCUGAGAUGGAUCACACUUCAUCCUCGGUUCCUGUGAUCUCCCUCCACACCACUUCAGUUCCUGAUACUGAAAGAUCAACAGUUACGGAGGACACUUUCAAAGGCACCACUUCCUCUCACACUACCAGCCAAGCCACGACCUCCCCACCUGCGGUCAUGACCAGGUCCAGCAGCGUCUCAAGUGACACCACAACAAAGUCUAAUAAUGAGGCCACUGUCCUCUAUACUACGGCCUCCAUCGCCGUCUCCACCACCGACCUGCACACCUCAGCCGUGCAGCCCACUCAGCAUGUUUCACCGAGUCAGACCCAGAGGCCCGUCACGGGGAGCGUCAAACCCACCGACAUCACCGACCUGCAGGAAGACACAGCCACUGUGGGCGUUACCACUUCUCCCAGUCCAACCACAACCACAACCGCAACCACAACCUUAUUAACCCAGCCCCACAGCACCCCCACCAGGAGUACAGAGGUUCUGACCACCACUGACACGCAGACACACAGAGGAACCACAGAGUUGCUGGUGACGACGUCACCGACCGCAUCCACAAAGACAGUCCUGCUGCCUCCACCAAGAGACCCAUGUUUGUCAAACCCCUGUCUGAAUGGAGGGAUGUGUGUGACUUAUAGAAGAAAUCAGUUCACAUGUCAGUGUCAGCAGGCCUGGACUGGAGCAACCUGUAACCAAGAUGUGGAUGAAUGUGAGCGAGACCCCUGCCCGCUGGGCUCCAGGUGUGUGAACACACGGGGUUCUUUCAGCUGUGAGUGUCCACUCGGCUUUGACCUUGAGGACGGACGUGUCUGCACUAGAGCAAAAACAUUUCUGGGAACAUUCAGUUUGAAGCGACAACCACACGACACUGUUUUGGUCAAGAGCGCCACCAUGCAUGAGAUACAGAGAGAGAUUAUUCAGCUGCUCAACGCCUCAUUAUCCGUUCUCCACGGUUACAGCCGCUCUACACUCAGUCGGAAAGAGGAGGACGGGGUGCACAUCUCCGUUGUCAACAUGUUUUCCAUCUCUACUCAAGUGACGAGUGCUGAAGUCUACAACAGCAUCCAGAUGUUCCUGAGCAACUGCAGCUCCUCCACGACCCACUGCCGCAUGGUCCUGCAUCACCAACUUAGCUAUCACGCGGAGAGUCUGUGUGCAGCUCAGAGGACUCAGUGUGACGUGGAGCGCUCCAGCUGCACGGACAGCAGUGGCACCGCCUACUGUCAGUGUCAUCAAGGAUACUACAAACACAAUCCUGAUGACCUGUCCUGUCUGGAAUGUGGCGAUGGCUUCAAACUAGAAAAUGGAACCUGUGUUCCAUGUACUUUUGGAUUUGGAGGAUUCAACUGUGGGAAUUUUUACAAGCUGAUAGCUGUGGUGGUGUCACCUGCAGGGGGUGCUCUGCUUCUCAUCUUCAUCAUUGCGCUUAUUGUAACAUGCUGCAAGAAAGACAAAAAUGACAUCAAUAAGAUCAUCUUCAAAAGUGGAGACCUCCAGAUGUCUCCGUAUACAGACUUUACAAAAAACAACCGCAUAUCCAUGGAGUGGGGUCGGGAGACCAUUGAGAUGCAGGAGAACGGCAGCACCAAGAACCUGCUGCAGAUGACAGAUAUUUACUACUCUCCUGCUCUGCGUAACUCGGACCUGGAGAGAAAUGGACUGUACCCGUUCACAGGUCUGCCCGGCUCUCGCCACUCCUGCAUCUACCCGGCCCAGUGGAACCCGUCCUUCAUAAGUGACGAUUCACGAAGGAGAGACUACUUCUAACAUCUUCACCCCCCCCCCAAAAAAAGUGCA